Messenger RNA from Teleopsis dalmanni, 1833 nucleotides. Its product is annotated as cytochrome P450 9c1-like. NCBI's taxonomy places the organism in Eukaryota, Metazoa, Arthropoda, Insecta, Diptera, Diopsidae. Gene Ontology annotation, molecular function: iron ion binding; monooxygenase activity; oxidoreductase activity, acting on paired donors, with incorporation or reduction of molecular oxygen. The record is from RefSeq and is a predicted model, not a curated record. Bases 152 to 1708 code for a protein of 518 amino acids. The transcript has 4 exons.
AGACGAUCUUAGUAUGGAUUGAGAACUUUGUUCGCGCGGUUCUGGACGGAAAGUCACAAGAAUAUAAAUGUGUAAUUGUAAAGAAGUUUUUGUUGCUACAGAAUUGUGAGAAAAGUUUUUUGCUUAAAUAUUUUUAUUAAACGGCAUCGAAAUGGGUUUAAUUGUGGGUCUUCUUUUGGGUUCUAUCUUAGCAUAUGUAUGCUACAAAUGGUCAACGGCAAAGUUUAAAAUUUUAAGUGAACGUGGAAUACCUCAUGAUGAACCCACACCUCUUCUGGGAAAUAUUAAAUGGAGUAUAUUGUCGGGUAAAGAUUCUUUUAUGCGUGCCUCUGUCGAAAAGUACAAAAAGUAUAAACAUAACAAAGUGUAUGGUGCAUAUAAUUUUCGCGAUCCUGUCAUUUUCGUAUCUGACAUCGAAUUGAUUAAAAAGAUAGGUAUAAAGGAUUUCGACAAUUUUGCCAACCAUAAAGCGACUUUUAAUGAAGUCAGGGACAAUAUUUUGGCCAAAAGUUUAGUGAAAUUGCAAAAUCAAAAAUGGAAGGAAAUGCGUACAACGCUAACCCCAACUUUUACUGGUAGUAAAAUGCGACAAAUGUUCGAACUUAUCAAUGAAUGCAGUAUUGAAGGAGUUUCGUUUCUGCAAAGCGAAUUGAAAGCAGCAGGGAUUAAUGAACUUGACAUAGAAAUGAAAGACUAUUUUACAAGGUAUUCCAAUGACGUCAUUGCAUCUGCAGCAUUUGGCAUAAAAGUCAAUUCAUUUGUGAACAAGACAAAUGAAUUCUAUGAAGUUGGUAGAACGUUUACACGUUCCGUGGGACUAAUAAUGGUUAAAGCGUUUUUAAUUAAAGUUGUACCAACCAUAACAAGAUUACUACACAUAAAAUUAUUAAAUGAAACAUUGUUAAAUUAUUUCCGAAGUUUAGUUUUUGAUGCAAUUGAAUAUCGUAAGAAAAAUAAUAUCAUACGUCCUGACAUGAUACAUCUUCUUACGGAAGCAAAAAAACAAUUUGAUGCCUCGAAACAACAAAGAAUUGCCGAUCACGCUGAAUUUAAUGAUGAGGAUCUUUUGGCACAAUGUUUAUUAUUUUUUCUGGCUGGAUUUGAGACAGUUUCCACUUGUCUUUGCUUCACUUGUUAUGAAUUGUUGAUGAAUCCGGAUGUACAAGAAACUCUAUACGAGGAAAUUUUAGCUACAGAACAAGAUCUCAAUGGGUCACCAUUGUAUUAUGAUGCUCUAAUGAAUAUGAGAUAUAUGGAUAUGGUAGUAUCAGAAUCUUUGCGGAAAUGGCCACCUGCUUUAGCUACAGAUCGUGUGUGCGCAAAUGAUUACAAUCUAACUGACAAUGAUGGAAAAUUGGUACUCAAACUUAAAAAAAAUGAUCUUAUAUUUAUACCUAUUGUUGGCUUGCAUUAUGAUCCCGAACAUUUCCCAGAACCUGAAAAAUUUGAUCCUUUACGUUUUUCUGAUGCAAACAAAAAAAAUAUUAAUCAUUUAGCUUACGUACCUUUCGGUUUAGGACCUAGAAGUUGUAUUGGUAAUCGUCUUGCUUUAAUGGAAGCCAAAGCAAUGAUAUAUCAUUUGCUCUUGCAUUUUAAAAUUGAACCAAAUGAAAAAACUAGUACAGAUAUGUUUAACUCUAUACGCGGAUUUCAACUAAAACCUAAGGAGCUAUUCUGGAUGAAAUUUACACCACGUAACAAGAAUUGAAAUUAAUAUUUUUAUAAGUGUGUGUGUAAUUAUUAUACGUUUGUAAAUAAUGACCAAAAAGUAUUAAUGCCGUACUUAUAAAUUUUUUCUAUUAAAAUUUUUGUGAAAAAUAUAUAAUAUGCAAU